Molecule: messenger RNA, 2032 nt
Organism: Vitrella brassicaformis
Lineage: Eukaryota; Vitrellaceae
Source: the annotation of a GenBank genome assembly
CUUGGGGUUCCUGGACCAGGACAAGGUGUGUGGGCGAGCAGGAUCUUGUUGUUCACGUGGUUGUUGGCCUGUCAGCUAGCCAUGGCACAGGAGGCCAAGGUGUCUGCUGCAGCUGCCUUGACGUCCAGCGUCUGCACCCAGGCAGCACUGCAUCCGUUCGACCUCAUUCGAACUCGAAUGAUGGGUACGUACGGCAACAAAGACAGCCAGGGCAGGGACCACAGACAAAUCACGUGCAGAUCUCUGUCUGUGCAGUGUCGAAAGUGACAGGUGGUGCGGUUCCAUCCCACCGGGGCACGAUAUCAUCUGCGCGUGCAAUCCUGAGGGCGGAGGGCAUCCCCGGGCUGUACAAGGGCCUCACAGCCACCGUCAUCGCGUCGGGGGUCUCAUGGGGACUCUUCAGAUACCUGUACGUAUGUAUGUAUGCCUUAACGCCCUCACGGAGGGUGGCCUAGUCGAUUGAGGUGUUGUGCUCGCUGUGGACCCAUGUGUGUAUGCGUAUGUGUGCAGCUUCGAUGUGUGGAGGUAUGAGAUAGGCCGAUACCGCCAAGUGACCAUGGCCGAGUGGCGGGGAGAUGGCGGCCAGGAGGGAAUACCAAGAAGCAGCCAUGCGUCAUUUAGUGAUAACCUGGUGAGGCAGCCACGCAGUCAGAGAGUCAUUCAUGGGCCCCAUGAGUGGUGCACGACGGGUGUGUGUGUGUGUGUUUGGUGUGCAGCUUGCGAGUAUGGGUGCGAGUUUUGCCUCCACGCUGUGUGUGCAUCCCCUGUGGCUCCUCAAAAGCCGGCUGGAAAUGCAGACAUUCGAAAGCAAGGUCAGUCAAGUCAGGGAUCGUUUCCCUCCACGUCGCCGAUGAGUGUGAGCGUUCUGUGCAUCGAUCGUCAGAGUGCCGGGUGGGUGCAGUAUGGUGGCUGGUGGGACUGCCUGCGGACGAUAGUGAGGACGGAGGGCCCCAUGUCGCUCUACAGGGGGCUGGGUCCCGCCCUCGGCCUGGUGCCUCACGCCGCCGUACAGCUCCUGGCGUACGAAGAAAUCAAAAAAAGGGACAGGUGCAGACACACACUGACGCAGGGAGGGAGGGAGGGAGGGAGGAGAGAGAGCGUUGACGUCGUGUGUGUGUGGUGUAAGUGGGUGUUUGAUGGAUGGUGUAUGUAUGUGUGUAGGCGUGUGGAGGGUGUGCCGUUGAAUCCCAUCAAGCCCUUCCUGUGGGGCGCCGCCUCCAAGUUCGCCGCAUCAUGCAUCACCUUCCCACUGCAGGUACCCUUAUGUGAGAAAUAGGGGGUGUAUCUUCUUCGUUCCACUGUGUCCACCUGUCUGUGUGUGUGUGGGCCCCCUGACUGACUGUCUGUCUGUCUGGCAGGUGUUGCGUGUUCGGCAGCAGGUGCAGACGAAUCCCUACGGCGGCCGGAACUUCCUCACUGUCGCCCUGGUCGGUCAGUCAGUCAGUGAGGAAAUCUGCCACGCAGGCACCGAUACACUGAUUGACAUGUCUGAUGGAUGGAUGGACGCAUGCAGACUAUGGUGUCCGAGGAGGGCGUCAUUUCCCUCUAUCGUGGCUUCUGGGUGCACGUCCAGGUCAGAUGCCCACGCACAAACUCUCUAAAAGGGCUGUCAGAUCAGUGUCAUGUGUGCUUGUAUGCGUGUCUGUCUGUCUGUCUGUCUGUGUCAACGGAUGUGUGCAGCGUGCCUGUCUGCACAACGCCGUCAUGUUUUUGUUGUUCGAGAGGUUUUUGGGCAACGUCUGAGUGUGCCUUGGAUCUCGGCAUCUUGUCGGGUGUAGAUAGAUAGACAUUCAGGUCUCCUUCCCUCCCUAUGUGUGAGUAGUGUACAUAUUAUGUAGGUUUGUGUGUGUGUGUGUGUGUGUGUUUCUGCCUGUGGUGUUCAUUGCAAAUGAGUGCACGGAGAGCUGUUUGAGGGGGGAAGGUGUCCAUCCGUCUGUGAGUUUCUUCUUUCUGGUGUCAGUCAGUCAGUCAGUGUCCAUCCACAUCACACCACACCGCACCCUGCCUGCCUGCCUGCCUUGAUCCACUGACU